This is a messenger RNA of Onychomys torridus (southern grasshopper mouse), 2355 nucleotides long. It is a transcript of the gene Kitlg, whose product is annotated as KIT ligand. The record is from RefSeq and is a predicted model, not a curated record. Gene Ontology annotation, molecular function: stem cell factor receptor binding; cytokine activity. Gene Ontology annotation, cellular component: plasma membrane. Gene Ontology annotation, biological process: cell adhesion; positive regulation of cell population proliferation. The transcript has 10 exons. The coding region runs from base 201 to 1016 and encodes 271 amino acids. NCBI's taxonomy places the organism in Eukaryota, Metazoa, Chordata, Mammalia, Rodentia, Cricetidae.
GCCCGGGCUUCACUUGCUGUCUGUCACUGGGACCGGGAGUGCUGCGGGAAAGCAACGGCCGAGGACAGGGCUCUGCGCUCGGGCUACCCAAUGCUGGGACUAUCUGCAGCCGCUGUUCGUGCAAUAUGCUGGAGCUCCAGAACAGCUAAACGGAGUCGCCACACCGCUGCCUGGGCUGGAUCGCAGCGCUGCCUUUCCUUAUGAAGAAGACACAAACUUGGAUUAUCACUUGCAUUUAUCUUCAACUGCUCCUGUUUAAUCCUCUCGUCAAAACUAAGGAGAUCUGCGGGAAUCCUGUGACUGAUAAUGUAAAAGACAUCACGAAAUUGGUGGCAAAUCUUCCAAAUGACUAUAUGAUAGCCCUCAACUAUGUCACCGGGAUGGAUGUUUUGCCUAGUCAUUGUUGGUUACGAAAUAUGGUAGUACAAUUGUCACUCAGCUUGACUGACCUUCUGGACAAGUUCUCAAACAUUUCUGAAGGCUUGAGUAAUUACUCCAUCAUAGACAAGCUCGUGAAGAUAGUGGAUGACCUCGUGGAAUGUAUGGAAGAAAACGCACCCAAGAAUGUAAAAGAAUCACCGAAAGAAGCCAGGCUCUUUACUCCUGAAGAGUUCUUCAGUAUUUUCAAUAGAUCCAUUGAUGCCUUCAAGGACUUUAUGGUGGCAUCCGACAAUAAUGAUUGUGUGCUUUCAUCAACAUUAGGUCCUGAGAAAGAUUCCAGGGUCAGUGUCACAAAACCAUUUAUGUUACCCCCUGUUGCAGCCAGCUCCCUUAGGAAUGACAGCAGUAGCAGUAAUAGAAAAGCUGCAAAGACCCCUGAAGACCCGGGCCUCCAAUGGACAGCCAUGGCAUUGCCGGCUCUCAUUUCUCUUGUAAUUGGCUUUGCUUUUGGAACCUUAUACUGGAAGAAGAAACAGUCGAGUCUUACAAGGGCAGUUGAAAAUAUACAGAUUAAUGAAGAAGAUAACGAGAUAAGUAUGUUGCAACAGAAGGAGAGAGAAUUUCAAGAAGUGUAAUUGUGGAUGUAUCAACAUUGUUACCUUCGCACAGUGGCUGGUGACAGUUCAUGUUUGCUUCAUAAAUGAAGCAGCUUUAAACAAAACGCCUAUCUGUCUUGAGUGACAGCUCUCAUCUGUAUCUGUUCUUGCUCCCCAUGACUUUGCAUGGAUGAUUCCGAAGUUGGAGCCGAGUGUUUUGCGUUGAAACUGGCAUUGAGUUGAUCAUCUAUAAAGAAGAAUUUACAUGGAGCAGGACUCUGGAGGUUUUGCAAGUGAUGAUGGGGAAGGGAACAUGUGUCUGAUCCAUUUGUGCCAUUUGCAAGGCUUGAGAGAUGUCUUAAGUGCUGACAAAACCCACACAGCUUUGUUCUUCAGUUACAAUCUGCAGUCUGUAAUUAAUUCUGGUCUCUGCAAGUAGAUCUCAGCCUGGAUAGUGGGGGCGAGGGGCAUAUUUUUUUUUUUCUACAACGGGAUGUAGAAAACAGUUUUUAAAACAAUAACUCCUUAGCAUCAGCCACUGUAUGGAGGUGAAAGCCAUGGGGAGUAUUUUUUUUUUUUUUUUUUUUUUGAGCAGGUGUAUCUGCUCUGUAGUUGUGAUUAGCAAGAGGAGCCUAAGCUUCUUCGGCAUUUCCUGACAUAAACCAUGUGCACCAUAUCCCACCAGGAAAAUAGGCAUGGUUGACUGGUUCUAUCCAGGCAGCAGAGCCAGUGCUGAACUGAAAUCUGAUGCCAUGGUAUACGGAAGACUCUCCAGGACAGUCAUCACAGCAGAAAACUGUAGACAUGGACCAGCAGAAGAACAUGCCAAGGAAGACAUUUGGCCCCUGGUGAAGCCGGUCUUCUCACUUGACCACCUCUCUAGAGUGUGUAAAUCAUGUUUGCAAAAAUAUAAUGUGACAUGUUUAUGUUUGGAAACUACUACAGAGAUAUGAAAACAGACUUGGGAGAAAAUGCUGAAUGUGUAAUAAGUCCCAUUGUUUAAAAAAAUUAAUCAUGGGCGAAAAUAAAUGGUGGUAUGUAGUACCUAAGGUUAGAAAUGUACACUUUAUGCUAGUGUGGGUGUUGCAAACUAAGAAACUGGGUUUGUCCAAGAAUACGAGGACUCAGAAAACAUUAGUUAUUUACAGUGUAACCGUAUCUCUUUAAAGUAUCCAUUUAUUUAAAAUCAGACUCUAUAUUCAUUAAGGUUUAUGAAGCAAAAUAAAAAGGGAGCUUUAUGUAGUUAUGCAUGUCAGUUUGCUAUUUAAAAUGUGUGACAGCAUUUCUCAUAUUGGACAGAAAUUGGCAGUAAUUCCACAAUGAACAUUGUGCUUUUAAAACCAGAACUUGCAAGAUAUAUUGUGGAUUCCCCUGGUCC